AACAUGGCAGCCCAGUCAGUAAAAAAAACUUGCGCGAGCGAGUGACAGCUUCGCCACAAUAAACCUUGAAUCGAAUAUUUCCAUCCAUUCUUUGAUAUUUGUUUAGUGUUUUUACCAUUUACGUAUCACGUGUGUUCUUCUACUUACUCCGUCCGUGUUGCAUCGAGUGCUAGUGUUGUGAGACGAUGGGUGUCGGUGUUGGCGCGCGGUGAAAGUGUGUUGGAGCUGCCAUGGGCGUGGGUCUGCAGCCUCUGGAGUUCAGCGAGUGCCUGGCCGACAGCCCCGUGUUCCGGGAGAAGCUGCUGCGCCAUGAGAAGGAGCUGGAGCGCACCAGCCAGCAGAUCAAGCGGCUCAUCAAGGAGGUCAAGGAUGUCGUGCACGCCGCCAAGCGGCUGGGCGCGGCGCAGCUGGCGCUGGCGGACAGCAUGGAGCAGUUCGAGUUCCCGUGCAUCGGCGCGUCCAUGACGGAGGACGAGCGCGUCAUCUCGCGCUCGCUCAAGCAGUUCGCCAUGCUCAUGAGGGACAUCGAGAGCGAGCGGGAGCGGAUGCUGGGGCGAGCCCACGACCAGAUCAUCGAGCCGCUCGAGAGGUUCCGCAAGGACCACAUCGGAGCCGUCAAGGAGGGCAAGAAGAAGUUCGACAAGAAGACGGCCAAGUUCUGCCAGAGCCAGGAGCGCACGCUCGCGCUCUCCACCAAGAAACCUGAUGCCGUCUUCCAGGAGGCGGACGCAGCUCUCGAGAUGGCGGAGCGCGACCUGUGCGCGGCCUCGGGCGAGUAUGUGUUCCAACUGCAAGCCGUCCAGGAGAGGAAGAAGUUCGAGCUGGUGGAGACGCUGCUGGGCUUCGUGUUCGGCUGGUGGACCUUCCACCACACGGCGCAUGAUGUGCACGUGGACAAUGAGCAGGCCAUGCGUGAUCUGCAGUUGAGGAUACAGCGGACGCGGACCAACUUCGAGGAGACGAGCAAGCAGACCGAGUCGCUCAUGAAGAAGAUGAUGGAGAUGAGACAAAUGAACAAAGACGUGGAGGUGUCGGAGGACGGCAGCGGCGUCACGCGCGCCGGCUACCUGUUCCUCAUGGAGAAGAAGGCGUUCGGCACGACGUGGACGAAGCAGUACGCGACGUAUGAAAAAAGCUCGAGAACGUUGACGCUGCUGCCCUACAACCAGAUCAACGUUAAGGCGUUCUCAUCCCUAUGCGCGGAGUCCAUGGUGGUGUCCCACGCAUGCGCCCUAGACGACAGCGAGCGGCGCGCGGCGUGGGAGGCGCGGGGCGAGCGCGCGGGCGAGGCGGACGCGUGGACGCUGCAGGCCGUGUCGCCCGCCGCGCGCGCCGCGUGGCUGCACGCGCUGAGCGCCACCCGCCAGCCGCAGGUGUCGCUGGCGGGCGCGGAGGGCGGCGAGGCGGGGCACGUGCUGGACGAGAACGGGUUCACCUUCGUGAGGACCAUCAUCAGCACCCUCGAGGCAAGGGGGUUAACGGAGCAGGGACUGUAUAGAGUGGCAGGCGUAUCCUCCAAGGUCUCCCGACUAGUCCGCUGCGCUUCCAACCCUCGUUCCUUACCGGACCUGACCGACCCGUGUCAGUGGGAGAGCAAGACCCUAACCUCUGCACUGAAGGGGUACCUGCGGGCACUGGGGUCCCCGCUGUGCACGCGCCGCCUGCACCAGCAGCUCAUCCACGCCGCCAAGCUCGAGUCCCGCUCGGAGCGAGUGGCCGCCGUCCAUCAGCUGGUCCAUCAGCUGCCGCGAGACAACCGCGCCAUGCUGCACACCGUCGUACAGCACCUGUGCAACGUGGUGGCCCAGUCCGACAAGAACCUGAUGUCAGUGUCCAACGUGGCAGUCUGCUUUGGACCGACACUACUGCGAGCGGAGAGAGAGACGGUCGCUUCCAUACUGGAGAUCAAGUUCUACAACGUGAUCGUGGAGACGCUCAUCGAGAACUUCAGGACGAUAUUCCUAGAGCCGCCGCCUGCUGUCACAGAGCCGGUGAAUGGACACGCCAGGUUAGUUUACUUAGACUCGUUGUAG
This is a messenger RNA of Plutella xylostella (diamondback moth), 2033 nucleotides long. Lineage: Eukaryota; Metazoa; Arthropoda; Insecta; Lepidoptera; Plutellidae. The record is from RefSeq and is a predicted model, not a curated record.